AGUACCUCUUGGAUCUGAGAUGAGACGGUCGCUACCGCCGUGCUCGUGGUCGCCAUAUCUUCAGGUUGCAGUCGCUCACCCAUCAAAAUAAGUUGCACGUAAACAUGGAACAAUAUUCUCACAUUAUAAACUGGAUUAACUAUAAUCAUGGAGAAGGAAUUAGACCGAGUAAUCGAAGAGAUAAUGUCCACGCCGAACGUGAAUGGUUGCCUAGUAGCGGACCACCAAGGGCUCUGUUUGGCGUCGAAGGGUGCAGCGCACGUUGAUUCAGCGGGCGUAGUCGUAGCGAUAUCGGAGCAGGCCUGCAAGAUACAGCCGAACCUGAAGCCACCCACCGUCUGCCUGGAGACUGACACUAAACAGUGCCUCAUACAGCGACAUGGGACUAUCACGGGAGCCAUUUACAAGCAGAAAGCUUAGUACCAUAGCCAAGACAGAUCAUGUAAAUUUAAUUAAGACAUUUAACACCUUCGCUGCGGCAAUUAACUUCUAGUAUGCUGCGAUUAUUUUUUCAUAUGGUUUCCUCGUAUGCGGAUCCACGUUCCAGCAUAGGAGAGGUUAACGUAACUCGUAAUUAACCAUACUUUGUAAGAGGUCUGAAGACCCCUACCACAGUGUACGUGUUAACAUCUAACUCAACCAAGGGCUAAGAUUUGAAGUGCUGGCUGUAAAGAAUAU
This is a messenger RNA of Leguminivora glycinivorella, 678 nucleotides long. RefSeq names its product ragulator complex protein LAMTOR5 (gene Lamtor5). The coding region runs from base 148 to 420 and encodes 90 amino acids. Lineage: Eukaryota; Metazoa; Arthropoda; Insecta; Lepidoptera; Tortricidae. Gene Ontology annotation, molecular function: guanyl-nucleotide exchange factor activity. The transcript is spliced from 3 exons. The record is from RefSeq and is a predicted model, not a curated record. Gene Ontology annotation, cellular component: Ragulator complex; lysosome; cytoplasm. Gene Ontology annotation, biological process: positive regulation of TORC1 signaling; cellular response to amino acid stimulus.